Penaeus vannamei (Pacific white shrimp) is the source of this 820-nucleotide messenger RNA. The record is from RefSeq and is a predicted model, not a curated record. Lineage: Eukaryota; Metazoa; Arthropoda; Malacostraca; Decapoda; Penaeidae.
GCUUGUGUUAGUGCUAAGGGUUUACACAAUGUCCGGCCGGCGAGCUGGCGUCAAGUCCAUACUGAAGGCUGCCUUGUCUCUCCUGCAGGCUGGGGUCCCGUCCAACACACUGGCCCACCUGCUGACGCGGCUGGCGCCCCCCGCCCGCGCGCCGCACGAGGCCUUGAGGGACCGGGGCGGCGCUGAGGGCGGCCAGUCGUGCCCCCACUGCGGCCGCUUCUUCGGGCGUCCGGUCGACCUCGGGCGCCACCUGCGCACGCACACGGGGGAGAAGCCCUUCGCGUGCCCGCACUGCGCCUUCCGCAGCGCGCAGAGCGGCAACGUGUACCGCCACAUCAAGAUGAAGCAUCCGGAGUUCUUGGCGGCGCCCUACCCAGGGAGUGUUGGUAGUGGUGGUCAGGGAGGGAGUGGGGCCCCCUCGCUCGCCCGCCAGCAACAUCAAGAACACCUCCAACAACAACACCAACAGCAACACCAACAACACAUGGAACACCCGCACCAACAGCAGCUGCACCAGCAACACCAGCAGCAGCAGCAACAGCACCAGCAGCAACUCCAGCAGCCGCAAGCGGACGUCUCCGGCCACGAGUACCAGCACCUGCGGGACGGGCGGAGGGCGUACGCCUGCCAGUUCUGCGGCAAGUGGUUCGCGACGCCCUCCAAGGUCCUGCGCCACGAGAGGACCCACACCGGCGAGAGGCCCUACGACUGCUCGCACUGCCCGCUGUCCUUCAACCAGCGGGAGAUCCUGAAGAGGCACCUGAGGGCGGUCCACAAGACUCCGACGGCGUGGUGACGAGGCUGGGCGUCGGCGGGGGGC